ACAGAACUUCAUCAGCCCGCAAAAACAUUACAAAAAAAAACUCAAACUCCAUUUUCUCUCUCUAUAUCUAUACAUACAUGUAUAGUUGUUUCUCUCUCCAUAUAUCAUCACUUUCUCUCACAAUAAAUCCAGGAAACUCAGACAACUACACUCCCUUUCACUUCAUCAAGCAUACCCACUUUCUAGUUUUCACUGUUUUUUUUUUCUUUUGCUUUGUUUUUCUGCAAGUGUAGAGAUAUAAAUUUUGUAUAUAUAGGUGGGGUAGUGGAGGUGGGUGGGUGGGAAAUGAAUCGAAUGUGAUGGGAGGAGGAUUUUCGCAGCUGUUUCCAUGUCUUGACCCGGCGGUGAACCGGGGUGAACCGGAGGUGAUCUUCACCGGAAGUGAACCGCUUGAUGAAACACUUGGUCAUUCCUUCUGCUAUGUGAGGUCGUCAGCCCGGUUUGUUUCUCCGACCAACUCAGAUCGAUUUGUUUCACCUUCUCAGUCACUCCGGUUUGAUGAACCGGGGAGGAACAGACUGACCGGUUCGGCGGAAACCGGGUUCAGAGCGAUUUCCGGUGCUUCUGUAAGUGCAAAUACCUCUACUCCUAGAACUGUCCUCCAACUUGACAAUAUUUACGAUGAUGCCACUGGUAGUGAUGGGAGUGUUGUGGGUUUUGCUUGUGGUGUAAAGGGUAGUGUUGUCAAUGGGUUUGAAAGUACGUCGUCGUUUUGUGCUUUUCCUCUUCAACCGGUUCCUCGCGGCGGCGAACCAUCCGGUCCAAUGGAAAGAGCGUUUUUUAUGUCCGGUCCAAUUGAGCGAGGUGCUCUAUCUGGACCGCUAGACGCUGCUGCUAGCUCCGAUGGCGGCGGUGGAGUUCCCUUCUCAGCUCCAUUAGGUGGAGCUUAUGUAAAAAAGAGAAGGAAGAAUGGCAUUGCAGGAAUUAGGAAGGCAUUCUACCGGAGCUUCUCUGAGAAAAAGCGGCCUUGGGUAGUCCCGGUGAGAAACUUCAUUGGGAGAAAGGAAAUGACAGCUGCCGGAAACUGUACUCGUGAUUCGGAUGCAGGAAGUGAUUCAAAUGUUCAAUGGGCAUUGGGAAAAGCCGGUGAGGAUCGUGUGCAUGUGGUCGUAUCGGAAGAGCAUGGAUGGCUCUUUGUUGGGAUUUAUGAUGGUUUUAAUGGCCCAGAUGGACCUGAAUUCUUGAUGAGUCAUCUGUACAAAGCAAUGUACAAAGAAUUAGAGGGUUUGUUUUGGGAUAGUGAAGAAACUAGUAAUCAGGAAGCAGAAAAUGCAGGUUUAGAAAACGAAGUGAUGAUCACUGAGGACUCAAACGAACCAAAUUCAAAUCGAGAAGCUAACCCCACAAAUAGGGGAGUAGAAGAAGGUGGAAAUGAGGUUAAUUUGGAACAUCCAGAUAAAGGGUCGGAAAAGAAGGUGACAUUUCAAUCAGGGGAAAUAGUGGUUAGGAGGAGGAGAUUGUGGGAAUAUUUAGCAGAAGCUGAGACAGAGGAUGGUCUUGAUCUUUCGGGUUCGGAUAGAUUUGCAUUUUCAGUAGAUGAUGCGUUAAGUGUAAAUAGUGCAGGUUCAGCAGUUAAUAGGAGGUCGUUGUUGUUGUCGAAGUUGAAACACGGAUUGCUAAUUAAGCAUAAAGAGAGUAAGAGGUUAUUUCCAUGGAAAUUUGGAUUGCAAGCUAAAGAGAAAGUUGAAGUAGGGGAGAAUAGAGUAGAAGAAAGGACUAAUAGAAGUGAACGGAGGCGUAAGGUAGGCCCGGUUGAUCAUGAGUUAGUUUUGAGAGCAAUGUCAAGAGCUCUCGAAUUCACUGAGCUCGCAUACUUGGAUAUGACAGAUAAAGUUCUUGAUCGGUAUCCUGAGCUUGCAUUAAUGGGUUCAUGUUUGUUGGUUGCUCUGAUGAGAGAUGAAGAUGUGUAUGUAAUGAAUGUGGGAGAUAGUCGUGCUAUUGUGGCACAGUACGAGUCUGAGGAGGUUAGUUGUAGUUCAGAAUCAAGAGGUCCAUGUAACAGUGAGUUGGCCGUUGAGGGCAUUGUUGAAGAACCCAUAGUUGCCGGCGAUGAGGAAAGUAGGGUGAUGAAUGAUAUACCUAUUCAAGCUGCUAAGCUGACUACCUUGCAAUUGUCUACUGAUCACAGCACCAGCAUUGAGGAAGAAGUUACUAGAAUUAAGAAUGAACACCCAGACGACAGCAACUGCAUUGUUAAUGAUAGAGUGAAAGGUCGUCUAAAGGUCACUCGUGCUUUUGGAGCGGGCUUCCUUAAAAAGCCUAAAUUGAAUGAGCCAUUGCUAGAAAUGUUUCGGAACGAAUAUAUUGGGGAUGCUCCUUAUCUAUCUUGUACACCUUCGCUGCGACAUCAUAAACUCUGUCCUAGAGAUCAGUUUUUGGUGCUCUCCUCUGAUGGCUUAUACCAAUAUUUGAGCAAUCAGGAGGUUGUUUGUCAUGUUGAGAAUUUCAUGGAGAAAUUUCCUGAUGGGGAUCCUGCUCAGCAUCUGAUUGAGGAGCUCUUAUUCCGUGCAGCCAAGAAAGCUGGAAUGGAUUUACAUGAAUUACUGGACAUCCCCCAAGGAGAUCGUAGGAAGUACCACGAUGAUGUUACAGUUAUGGUGGUAUCUCUAGAAGGAAGAAUUUGGAAGUCGUCUGGGAAGUACCUCUAAUGUUACUCUUCCGGCGAUCUAUUCCAUGUAUAGUAAUAUGCAGCAAUUUUGAUCUCUUGCUCCAGUUAUACCCUUGACAACAACCAGAACUAGUGCUAGAUAUACGACAAGGCUCGUGAACGUAGAAGUUUUGUAGUUGGGAUUGCUCAGAACUGCUCCUAGAAAAGAAAGAAACUGGAUCUUUUCAUUUAGUUUCUUCUUAGAUUUUGCAUAGUAGAUCUUUCAUUCAUUCAAGUUCUUUCUUUCUUUCUUUCUUUUUUCCCCUCCCAUCUCAUCUACCCUUUUAGAGCCAAACAAGUAAUUUGUAAUCUAUAGGGUAUAAAUAUUUAUUUUGGAGGUGGAUUUCCACCAAUGUGGUUU
Messenger RNA from Solanum stenotomum, 3008 nucleotides. RefSeq names its product protein phosphatase 2C 29-like. The coding region runs from base 300 to 2648 and encodes 782 amino acids. The record is from RefSeq and is a predicted model, not a curated record. Gene Ontology annotation, molecular function: protein serine/threonine phosphatase activity. Gene Ontology annotation, biological process: protein dephosphorylation. NCBI's taxonomy places the organism in Eukaryota, Viridiplantae, Streptophyta, Magnoliopsida, Solanales, Solanaceae. The transcript is spliced from 4 exons.